CACUUUGACCGACACGACUCUGCAGGUGGUUGGACUACGAUGUUUGCUUAUCCCGAUAUACCAACGGGAGAAGGAUGGGAGGGAGGGAGAUUUCAUCUGGUCGAGUUUGGGCUAUACGUCGAACUUGAUAAAAUCAAAUCUAUAACAUUUUCAGGGCUUCGUCUUCAUGGUGGUACGCCUCCAUUAGCGCCUGUUGGAGUUCCGAUUCCUCCUUCCGCCUACCGAUGGGUAGUUGUACUUUAUCCUCAAGGUGCUAUUCUUGAUGGCCGAGUAACAAUGAAUAUUGCUGCGGGUCCCAACGGAGUGCCAAUCCAGUUGACGCCAGAAAUGACAAAUGCAACUGUCCAUCUAAACUUCCUAGAUGAUGGAAAAGUUAUCAUGACUCCUCAAGCUGAAAUAGAUUUUCUCGCCCGAGCUUUCUUCCUGCACACAUUAUAUCAUCAGAGGCAGAUCAUGGGUGGAAAUGUAUUGAAAUAUGAUCAUUAUCGUCAAGGCUGGUCUAUGCAGCGGGAUGGUAUAACAUUCUCUGCUGGUCCUUGGUCUUUGGCACCAGAUGGUCUUGAGCUAACUAACCAUGCUGGUAUGAUGACGACUAUCACUUGA
Lentinula edodes (shiitake mushroom) is the source of this 603-nucleotide messenger RNA. RefSeq lists its product as uncharacterized. The record is from RefSeq and is a predicted model, not a curated record. The transcript has 2 exons. The annotation marks the transcript as partial. Lineage: Eukaryota; Fungi; Basidiomycota; Agaricomycetes; Agaricales; Omphalotaceae.